ACUGCAGACACAAGAAGUCUCCCCAUGGCACCUCAUCACAUCCGCAAAUACCAGGAGACUGACCACAAAAGGGUCCUGGACUUGUUUUCCAAAGGGAUGAUUGAGCAUGUCCCUGCCACCUUUCGCCACAUACUGAAGUUGCCACAAACAUUCCUGUUCUUACUUGGGGUGCCUGUCACCCUACUCCUGGCCUCUGGCUCUUGGCUCCUGGCUCUUGGAUCCGAUGUCACCCUCCUUGUUUUCCUCUGGCUGCUGGCCAGACAGCCUUGGAGGCAGUACGUGGUCAUGUGUUUGCAGACAGACCUUGCUGACAUUACCAAAUCCUACCUGAGGGCCCGUGAUUCCUGCUUCUGGGUGGCUGAAUCUGGGGGCCAGGUAGCAGGCAUAGUGGGUGCUUUGCCAGUGGAGGAUGUCCCCCCAGGGAGGAAGCAACUGCAGCUGUUUCACCUCUCUGUGGCCUUGGAGCACCGAGGUGAAGGACUAGGGAAAGCCCUGGUCAUGACUGUCCUCCAGUUUGCGAGGGCUCAGGGCUUCAGUGAGGUUGUCCUUGAUACUAGCAUUGUACAGGAGGCUGCUCUGACUCUUUACCUGCGCAUGGGCUUCCAGAAGACAGGAGAGUACUUCUUUUCUAAGGUCUUUAGACUACUGGGCAUUUAUAUGAUUCAUUUAACUUACUUCUUCCCAUCUGCACAGGAGGGAAGCCUGUGAGCUAUUGCCUUGUGUACCAGUCAGGAUCUGAUUGACAAUUCUGUAGCUUCUAUUCCAUUCAGUGCUUCUAGGUGACCGUGAUUCAGGUGUCUAGCACCAUAGUAAUGCUGUAUUAAUAAAAAGCCAAACAAU
Messenger RNA from Ictidomys tridecemlineatus (thirteen-lined ground squirrel), 840 nucleotides. RefSeq names its product N-acetyltransferase 8F1. Lineage: Eukaryota; Metazoa; Chordata; Mammalia; Rodentia; Sciuridae. The record is from RefSeq and is a predicted model, not a curated record. Gene Ontology annotation, molecular function: N-acetyltransferase activity.